Desarmillaria tabescens is the source of this 336-nucleotide messenger RNA. RefSeq lists its product as uncharacterized. The coding region runs from base 62 to 259 and encodes 65 amino acids. The transcript has 3 exons. The record is from RefSeq and is a predicted model, not a curated record. Lineage: Eukaryota; Fungi; Basidiomycota; Agaricomycetes; Agaricales; Physalacriaceae.
CCCAAAAUCGCCGGUCGCGUAUAAAAGUAGCCUUGACUGGCCAGAAAAUCUCCAAACAAAAAUGUCUGCCCCAGAAACCGCUACCAAGUUCGCACCUACCCAAUCCUCCUCCGUUCUCGGCGGGCAAAUCGUCGGUCGCUCUGAACGCCAGGCUGCACCCCCUGCUGCUCUGAAGCUUCGUCUUGACCUCAACCUUGAGGUUGAGAUCGCCAUCCAGGCAAAGGUCAACGGCGACAUCACCUUGUCGCUCCUUGAGUGAACUUUGCGUUGUAUAGGAAUUAGCUGGGGAUGCUGGUCGUACACCCACCAGCUAUCACCGGCGCUUUGAUGGUGGAG